AUGGCUUGGGGAAUAUUCGAACACAUCAUCGUCAUCUUCACCGUCAUCACCGGCGUCAUCACCGGCGUCAUUUCCGUGGUGGACGUUGCUUUUAGGCUGUGGAAGUGGUGGAACGGGCCAGUACCUUGCCCGACCUGCGAGGGUCGGCGCGUGGUCGACCUCGAACGACAACUUGCCCGCCUGCAAGAAGAACGCCGACUAUCUCUUGGAGGUGAGUGGACCCGCAAUACAAUUCUUGUUAACAUCGAGCGGGGGAAUCAAGCUACCGAGGGGGACGGUAUCGAGCUUGAGGACCUGUGA
This is a messenger RNA of Penicillium lagena, 300 nucleotides long. RefSeq lists its product as uncharacterized. The record is from RefSeq and is a predicted model, not a curated record. The coding region runs from base 1 to 300 and encodes 99 amino acids. NCBI's taxonomy places the organism in Eukaryota, Fungi, Ascomycota, Eurotiomycetes, Eurotiales, Aspergillaceae. The transcript has a single exon.